AUGGCCAAAAAAUUGAGAAAAUACUCGGCCGAGUGGGGCGACAAUACUCGGCCGAGUCCGAAUUCCCAUGCAGAAAAUCACAACGAUCUCAACCCCUUAGAAAACAAAGUCGAUCCACCCUUGCAAUGUCCCACUUGUUCCAAAUCCUUCGUGACGAAACGCUCCUUGGAUCGACACCUCACCCGCGUCGUCCCUUGCCCUUCUUCCUAUCUCUGUCCUGUCCCCACCUGCUCCUUCUCAACCGCCAACAAACGACGCUUUGAGAGUCACAUGGUUCAUUUUCACAAAGACGUCGCCAUUCAUGGGUGUCGCCUCUGUGAAAAAAUGUUCCGCAAAAAAGCAGCACGUGCCGUCCACAUGGUCAUUCAGUACGAGGACGGAGAGAAGAAAUUUCCCUGCGAAAAAUGUGGGAAAAGUUUCGCCCUCGAGGAAAAUCUGAAGCGCCACGUGGAACUUCACAAGGUCGAAGGGAUCAAACCUCUGAUUUGUGAGGUGUGCGAUGGACGAUUUAAGGACGAGAAGGACCUCGAAGGGCAUAUCGCGAAGAGAGAGGUGCGACCAUUGCAAAAUGACCUUCUCGGACUGACCUUCACGCGCCACACUUUGCGAAUGCACGCCACCACCAAGGAACACGUCUGCCACGUGUGCGGAAAGGAAUUCAGCAGAGAGGGAUUCCUCAAAAAACACCUCAGAAUCCACGACGACUCCAGCCGUCCAGGGUGUGACCUCUGUGGGGCAAAGUUUGCCUGUACGAACAGCGUCCAGGCCCACAAGGUCAAGGAGCACGGGGCUGACCCCUGCAUUUGCGAUGAGUGUGGAGAAACUUUCACCACCCUCAGGGGGUUGAAUUUCCACAAGUGGAGGCACAUGGGGUUAAGACCCCACAAAUGCGAGACCUGUGACGCCACCUUUAUUCGCAAGGGAGAACUCAAAUCUCACCUGAAGUCCCACUCCCUUCAACGCCCCUUCCCCUGCCCCCACUGUGAUAAGGCGUUCAAACACUCGCACAAACUACGCGACCACCUCAACCGCCUCCACACCCCUGGGUACGUCCGCAAACUCCGAAAAUGCCCCCACUGCGAAAAGUCCUUCCGGGGCCGGGCCACCCUUAAGAGGCACCUUAUUCGAGCCCAUGGUCAAGGGGGGCCCUUCCCCUUUCCCUGCGACCAGUGCGGAAAGGGAUUCGUCUUCAGCGCCGAGCUCGCCCUCCACUUGAAGCGGGUGCACACUGUGGAUGCUAGUGCCCGACGGAGGAAAAGGGUGCAAAGGGCCAGGAGGGCGGCGACCCCCAAGAUAAGGAAGAAGGUUACCAAGGCCCUACAGUCCAUCCGGGAUAAGUUUCUGGCCGCAGGGGGGGAACUUUCCUUCAUUUGCGAGCACUGUGGGAAGGGCUACAUGGCGAAGGCAAGCUUGCAACGCCAUCUUAAAAAGGUACACGGCGUUCUGGGGGCAAGGCAGAUCGCGACAAAGUUCAAGAGGGGGAGGUCAAGCGUCCAGAGGAGAAAGGGGAGAAGGACCAAGAAGAAGGAGGGGAAGAAAAAUUCCAAGAGGGGCACGGUCCCGGAAGGGGAUCCUUAA
Molecule: messenger RNA, 1578 nt
Organism: Folsomia candida
Lineage: Eukaryota; Metazoa; Arthropoda; Collembola; Entomobryomorpha; Isotomidae
Product: zinc finger protein 808
Exons: 5
Coding region: 1-1578 (525 amino acids)
Biological process (GO): regulation of transcription by RNA polymerase II
Cellular component (GO): nucleus
Molecular function (GO): DNA-binding transcription factor activity, RNA polymerase II-specific; RNA polymerase II transcription regulatory region sequence-specific DNA binding
Source: RefSeq, a predicted model, not a curated record